AUGGGCUGGUUAACCCUCGGACGUUCAGCACUGCCCACUCACUCCGAGAAGAAUGGAGCUUACAGUGAACAUACCGAAGAUAUCGCCGACAUAGCUCAGUCGAAACAAAUACAAUUGCAAACUCGCACAUUCUUAGGCCGGGAAUACCACCGUCAGGACCCCUCAACUGCAGACUCAGACCUCCCCUACAUCGGCCCGGAAAUCCUCUCCCUCGUGGAAAAGUACUGGACUUCAGCUUCAGCUGCAGAAAAACCACAAAAUAAAGAUACAAGUCUACCGUCCCCGCCAGCCUGGAUUGUCAUCGACAACAUCGUCUACGACUGCACAGAGUUCCAGCACCAACACCCCGGCGGUUCCGUUGUGAUUCGCAGCUUCAUCGGGCAGGACUGCUCAUGGCAGUUUUGGAGGUUCCACGGCGAAGAGCAGAUGAAGAGGGUUGGGACGGGAUUGAGGAUUGGGAGGACCAGUGGAGUUCAGAAUCGGUUUAUGGAGCCCCCGAGAUAUGUUGGAUUGAGUAGUUUGGAUGAUUGGUGA
Aspergillus puulaauensis is the source of this 534-nucleotide messenger RNA. Its product is annotated as cytochrome b5-like heme/steroid binding domain-containing protein. Gene Ontology annotation, molecular function: heme binding. The transcript has a single exon. The coding region runs from base 1 to 534 and encodes 177 amino acids. The record is from RefSeq and is a predicted model, not a curated record. NCBI's taxonomy places the organism in Eukaryota, Fungi, Ascomycota, Eurotiomycetes, Eurotiales, Aspergillaceae. Gene Ontology annotation, cellular component: membrane; intracellular membrane-bounded organelle.